Colletotrichum phormii is the source of this 664-nucleotide messenger RNA. RefSeq lists its product as uncharacterized. The record is from RefSeq and is a predicted model, not a curated record. Bases 37 to 435 code for a protein of 132 amino acids. The transcript has 2 exons. Lineage: Eukaryota; Fungi; Ascomycota; Sordariomycetes; Glomerellales; Glomerellaceae.
GGGGGGGGGGGGGUGGUGUAAAGAAAAACCUAAGGGAUGGGGAUUUUACGGAGGGACGGUCAUAGAUGGGCGUACCAGGAAAGCAAUUCGGGAGGAAUGACGAACGAUGAAAUGCGCGGCGCGGAUGGCCCACCAGACAACGCUCAAAAAGUGAGGCCGGAUACUCGCAAACGAAGGGAUGAGAAACAAAAACGGAAGGAAAAAAACUCGGAAUCAAAGAGAAAAAAAGGGCAUCCGAGUUGCGCUAGAUCAGGCCUGGAUGCUCUCACGAGCUUUGCGUCGUUGCGCAAAAAAAUUGGGUGGUGGGGUUCAUCUCUUGUUUUCUUGUUCUUGUUUCUUCUAUUCGUUUCUUCGGGUUCUUCUUUUCUCCCUGUUUGUCAGUUAUUUUUGGUUUUUGUAGGACCUUUUUUUUUGUUCUUCUUCUGCCCGAAGUAACUUCGGCAGCUGUAUGUAUGUAUGCACGUACCUGUCUGUACCUUGUUACCAUCAAUCAAAAGAGACGGAUGAUGCAUAAACAAUGAUGCGCAAUGCGAGGCAAGGCAAUAGCAAUGCCACCAGAUGCCGGUCCAAGAUGCCGUGCAAGUAUGCAAGAUACGCCCGGGGUGUGAUAUGCAAAGAGAAUAAGAAAGAAAAAAGGCAACUAGCGAAGGAACAGUAACCCAGC